Molecule: messenger RNA, 1023 nt
Organism: Mesorhabditis spiculigera
Lineage: Eukaryota; Metazoa; Nematoda; Chromadorea; Rhabditida; Rhabditidae
Source: the annotation of a GenBank genome assembly
AUGAAACUUCAUGUUGCCGACCAUUUUGAGCUAAAGGCAGUCACGCCAGACCAGGAUGCCCCCUCUCGGUUUCCGGUUGAUGCUCAAAAUUUGACCGCCUCGCCGACUGCAGAGACUGAGAUUCCGACCCCGACCGCUAAUGUCACCACCAACUUCGACAGCAAUAUGAAAGUAUUUAUCGAUGUGUUGAUGGAUAUUUUCUCGCCAAUGCAAGAUGCUAUAUCGGGAAAGGAUGCAGCUUGGCGCGACUGUUUCCCUGCACCCACGGAGCCAAACUACGAUCUCAACUGGGCGAUGUUUCUCUUCUACCUUCUUGCUCUCGUGCUAGCUUUUUAUCAGUUCUGGCUGCAACGUCAGUGGAUCAACUUUGCCGAUCGGUUCUUUCCGCAACGUGUUCAGCCGCGAGCCCUAUACCUCUACAAUCAGAUUCUGGAAGGGAGACGCGAGGCUCCGGCGUAUGUGCGUCAAGGGCAAGUUGACGCGUAUGCCCAAGCACAACUUCAAUCGAAAGAUGCGAUGGUGCGUAGAGGAUUACACAAUCAAGGCCGAACCGUCGGGCACUGUUUGAAAUGCCUACGCCGUGAACUUCAUCUUCGAGAUCGGGCAAACUGCCAUAUAUGUGAGGGCUGCGGUACGGUGUAUUGCGUCGAAUGCUUUGUUUUUACAGCCAAAUGUCUGCAAUGCAAAGAACCAAUGCAUGAAUACACGAAAGUCGACUUUCAUCAAGUCAUCCAUUUCGAACGAGAUCCCGACAAUUUGGGCGAAAGUGACGAGGAGAUUCCGGGUAUUCUGGUGUCUCCUAGUCGUACGAAAGACGAGAAACAUUCUGAUGCCGAAUUGACGUCUGGCGAGAAAUCAUCGGAUCAACCAGACGGUCAGGACAAGAAAAAGAAGGACUCUAACGCCAACGAUCAGGCACCCAAGCCGGGAGGCAAAGCUGAUCACAAAGAUGGAAAAGCUGCCCGGAAGUCGUCCGAAGAGUCAACCGGCGGCCAGCCGAAAAAGAAGCAGCUGAAGAGGAAA